GGGCUCAGUCAGGUGAUCAUCGGUAGCUAGCUUAACGCACCGACACAGACAAUGACAUUCACAAAGCGCUGUACGUGGAAAACAGGGCUCGGUCGCUGCUUUAUUGGAGCCAAAAUGGCUGUUUAAAUAUUCAGCAAGCUUCAGGAAUAUAUGGGUUUGUAAAGUAAGUUGUUUUAAAGCGAGAGUCAGUGGAGGAAGCCCCUCUGGUAGUCUGUGGGAGGGGCGACACCAGCCCGACCGCAGUCAGUCAGUCAGUCAGUCGUUGGGUGCUGAAGCUGACCGGAGCAUCACCGACAUCUCUCUCAUCUUUUUGAGGGGGGGUGGAUUUAUCCAUCUGGAUGCCACUUUGCUCCACGACCCGCCCUGCUUGUUGCUGAUGGAAACAGACAUCCGCAAAAAUGUGCGCGAAUGUGUUCGGAGUUUUGAAAAGCCUGUUUGGGAAGCCCUUUGAUGGUGGGAAGAGGAUGGACCAUGGCGGUCCACAGCAGCAGCAGCAACAUCCGAUGGAGCAGCAGCAGCAGCCGUAUCACCCGCAGCACCCUGCUAUGAUGCGGCUGUAUGAGGUCCAGAAGGAGGUGGCGUCUCUGGGGCCUCAGGUCUGCACCUUCAGCGGCAUGCAGAAUGAUCGAGAAUACAAACGUCUGGAGCGUGAGCUGACGCGGCUGCUGCUGGAGGUGGACCAGGUGGACACGGAGGGCAAACCGGAGCUGCAGGGGGCACGAAAGAGAGCAGCACAGGAGGUGGAGGGCCUCCUGCGCUACCUGGAGGAGAACGCCACACAUCCAUCCCGCUUGGCCAUCGAGGAGCUGAGCAAUGAGGCGCGGCAGCUGGUGGACGAACGCGUGGUGGCACCUCAACGAUCCGGUGGGGUGGCUGAAAUUAGCGACGAGCUGGUGGAUGCUCUCCAAGAGCUCAUUCUCAGGCUCACCCAAGUCAAGACCGAAGGGAGGGUGCCGCUCCGCAAGGCGCGCUAUCGGGCACUGACACGCCUGUGCGCUGUGCAGGACGUGAUCGAAGGGCGCACGCAGCAGCAGACGCUCUCCCUGCCGCUGUCGGGAGACACCCAUGAGGCCGUGAACCGCAUCAACCAGGUGAUGGUGAAGGUGAGCGUGGCGCGCAGUCAGCUGGUGGCUCUGCUGAUGGGCCUGAGCGGGAGGGACAGCUGCGCCCACCUAUCACGGAUCCUGACGGAGAUGCAGGUGGAGCUGGACGCACUGGAUGUUUCCGGAAACGCUGCGAUCAGAAACUACAGGAAACAGGUGGUGGAGGAGAUAAAUGGGCUGCUGAAACAUCUGGACCUGGAGGGGGAGGGAGACGACACACGCAGGUACGACCUGGCGCAGAACAACUCCAUCCGUGAAAUCGAGGCUGUGCGAGCUCACGUCUCCCACCUGCGAGAGGGCGUCCUGCGGCACUGCGUGAUGGGGGAUCUGAGCUUCAGGCCCAAAGCUGAGCUGCAGAGCCUCCUCACUCAUCUGGACCAGGUGGACACGGCCAAGAACCCGUGCAUCAGAGAGGCCCGCCGCCGUGCUGUGGUGGAGGUCCAAGCCAUUAUCACCUUCCUGGACCUCCGUGAGGCCCUGGCCCGCCGCCAGCCGGGCCCCAACGAGCACCCUUCGCACCGGGCCGUGUGGCUAGUCCUGGGGAGCCUCUCGGACCUCCAGGCCCAGGUGCUGGGCUUUGACGGCAAGCGGGUCGACAAGAGCUACAUGAUGCUGGAGGAGCUGCUGACCAAACAGCUGCUGACGCUGGACGCCGUGGACCCGCAGGGCGACGAGAUGACCAAGAUGGCGCGGAAGCAGGCGGUAAAGUUCGCCCAGAACAUUCUCAACUACCUGGACAUGAAGACAGACCAGUGGGAGUAUUGAUCCACUUUAAAAAAAAAAAAAGAAAGACAUCAGUGUGGUAGCCGUGUUGCCGGGCGGGGACACCGAUGUGACGUCGCUGCAGUAAAGGAGCUGAUAAUGUGUGUAAAUAAAAACCUGGUACGUUAUCAUUCCAUGGGCUGUAAAUAUAGACUCAAAUCCCCAGAAUGCACUGCAGCAGCGCUUUUCUUUCAUCUCUUUGUGGUAGUUGUGGCCGAUCCUGCUGAGAAGAACACAGAACUCCUUUUGUGAAACACACUUUGGAUUUUUUUUUUGUGCGUUUUGAACAUUUUCUUUUGAAAUCUCCCGUGUGUGUGUGUGUGUGUGUGUGUGUGUGUGUGUGUGUGAGUUGUCAUCUGUCGUCGUAUCAGGUGUGUGUGUGGUGGCUGAAGCCUGCUACCAAAGCACUACAUAAUGCCUGUUCUAGUGGUCGUAUCCUCCAGACUGCACUUGAUAUCGAUGAAGUGUGAUGGAUUGCUUCACAGUGGCUUCCCCCGUCUGGCCUGAUUAAUCUGAGUUGCCAAUAGAGACAGUCAAUGCAUGUGUUGAAUACAGUGACCCAAUUAGACAGAGUCGACCACGGCUACCAGCUCGGUCCAGAUUGUGAUACCUGUUGGUUUGGCGCCAAUUUUUGGGCGUCAAAAUGGCCAACUAUUCUGGAGCGUUUUUAUUUUAUUUUGCUGCAGUUUCGAAUUAAAAUCCGAUUCUUUCUGGCGGAGCAGAUGGCGUGAACAACUGUUAAAUGGGAUUUUUAAUCUGCACUUAAAUUAAGAUAGAUUUUUGGGCCAUUUCAGAGGCAGCAUCAAAAGGUGAAUCAUCAGAAGCAGAGCUGAGGCGUUCCCACAAACAUUGAGCUGGUGUAGACGCCAGGCAAUCUGUGUUUAAACAGCAGUUUGCAUUAUUGACAUAAGGUCACUCUCCACUCCUGCGUGACCCCGUUUAUCCCCUCUGUGUCUCUGGUAGCGCUCCAAACUCACACGACUGUCGUGGCAGCCGCCCUGAAAAUCCUGCAAACCACAGCUGUCGUUGGCAGGCGGUCAAAUGAGUAAAGAGACGCAGCUGAGAUACAGAUAAAGUAAGCAGGGAACUCAAAAUCUGUGAUGUUGUGAGGAAAAGACAGAAGUACCUUUCCACUCGCUGCUUGUGUAGCUCUUAGUCUGUAAUAUGUUUCAAAUGUUUGUUGUGACUCUGUACGAUCGCGCUAGGCUAUAAAUGGAUCAGGUUUUUAAAAUUCAGAGAUAGAAGAAGGAGAGGAGGCGAAAUUUUUUUUUGCUGCUGCUUUUUGUUUCUACCCACUGCUUUCUACUGAGUGGAGAAGUGCGACUGUGAGAGGUCCCCGGGGAGAGGAAGAGGAAGAGGAAGGGAGGUUGAGGCGCUGAUAUCCUCUGGAUUGACACAUCAAGGCUGAAGCUCACAGAGCCAACAGUCGGGUCCUGUGCGGUAGAGAGUAUUGAUGGUUAUCACAGUCGACACAGCCUUCUAGAAACUUCUCGAAGCUGCUGCUGCUGCUCGAGACGGUGGGAGGGGAGGGAGGGAAAGGACUGGAAGAGAAAGUCCAAAAUCUCUGUGCCUUUAUUUUCACCCUUCCCUGUGAGCUGGUUUGUGUAAAAGCAGCCUUGUAGUGUAAAAAGAAGCAAGCAGCUGCUCUUUUUUUGAUACGUAUCAACGCUGAAGCAUCGAAUGUGUUUACGGAGAGCACCUUGGCCGUUAUCGCCGCGAAAAAAAUUUGCACUAUUUGUCAGAAAUUGAAGCUCUUUCAAAUCAGUAUUUGUUCCCUGGUGAUGAAACACUAAAGGUGGAGGUGUUGUGGUUAAUAAUUUGUGGUAACACAGAAUGACAAUUCUACUUAACAGUAGGCAAUAAGAUGAGUCACAUUGUGCUUUCACACUGCAAACAGCCUCGCUGAUGGCGCCGAUCUUUGACUCCGAGUGCAAUUUGGCAACAGGAGCCGAAACACAAAUGACAAAACAAAAUUAUUAGCUGACUAAAUUACUUCACAGCUUCCUGCUGACCGCUGAGAAGUUAAUUGUGGAAGAGUUGGUUUUUCAGACAUUAAUUCCUGCAGAAGAUUUUGGAUUUUCAGAGCUCAUUCUUGACCCACCUCAUGUAGGAGCUGUUCUGGAGCUUUUAAUCAUCACAUCAUCAGCUGAGACACUUUAAUCCAGUUGACAUGGAAAUGUAAACAAUCAAAUUUAGAGUUUUCUUGAGCAUUUUGAGGAAUUUAAAGCAGCUAUAAUGAAUAUUUUUAUUUUAACAAUGGAUCAAAUGAUGUGUACGUAAAAGAGGUUGCUUAUAGUGAUGAACCAGCAGCAUUUCUCCUAGCUAUUUGGGAUCAGUAGGACCUAAUAGUAUAAAAAAACUAAACAUAUUAAUAAAGUCCCAGUGUCCGCAAACAGGACGAUAAUAAAUUCCCAGUGUCUUCAAAUGAGUACUUCCUUAUUAACAAUUUCUUGUUACUGUUGCUAACAUUGGUAAAAGUUGUUCAAACUACAAACAUUAUUAAUAAGAAAUGAACAAAUUUCAGUUAUAAAAUGUGAUCAAGUUUUGGUCCUUGUCCACUUUUGUGUCGGGGUCGGCUGCAUACCGACUUGGCAGAGAUGGCUGCCAUCUUGUUUUUACAUGGAUGACUGUAUUUUGCUUUUGCUACCACACGAUGAAACAAAUAAGUGUCCAUGAACGAGGACAACAGGUCUCAGUUAGGCAGAAUGAAGUAGAAGGUGCGGUAAACCCAAAAUGUGACGUCCUUAUGAGGACACAAGGUCCCAGGAGGAUAUGCACACUUAUGUUGUGAUUAUUUUACAUGGUUAAGACCAAAAGUUUGUUCAUUUAGUGGCUACAUUUUUUUUUUAGAUGUUUUCAGUUUGUGACUAAAUGGACCUGGUGGUAAAAUAGUUUUGACAAUGACUGUUUAAAAAGUCAAAAAUUAAACUUUCAAUCUCAAUUUUUAAGCCAACAUAAACAAGAAGUUCUUAAAGUGCUCAGAGAAAUCUGACAUUUGCAUGACAACUGCUGAUGAAGACACCUGAGGCCCAGUUUAAAAGAUCCAUAGCCCAUGAUUUAGGUGCAUUGCACAAGUGCAUUUAGGACAUCGAACUGUGCUUUUGCGAGUUAGACGGCAACAUAAUCUGGGCAUAAAGUGAGGUGAGGAGGUUGUGCGUAGUCCUUCAAGUUAUCAUAGGUGUGUGUAGGGCCAGUUGUGCUCUCAAACUUACCACUAUUUACAUGGUGGAUUCGGCAAAUUGGAGAAGCGAUUGGUUUUCUGCUCAGUAAUACAGUUAGAGCAGUGAUGUCACUGCAGCAAAUAUCAUGGGACGUUUAAACAGCAACGCUAAAACCUGUAUAAACGUGACCGAGGAAACAGAACUAAACUUUUAGUUUCUGAAGUAAACAAUUAACGCUGCUCCUCGUGCGUAAAUGCACACAGCUCUGAUCUCUUCAUAUUUUCCUCAUUGAUGAUGCAUUAUUUCAGCCUCCCGCAACCCAUCCACAUCCCUGUGUGAACCUGCCUAUGUAGGCGCAUGUUACUAUCUGAAUAAUGCGCUCUUAAAGUAGCAGGAAAACACUGUGACAUUCUGACUUUAGAUCAGUUUUUAUUUGGUCAAUGGUGCAAUAGUUUUCUGCUGCCUCAAAAUAGCAACAAACCAACAAUGCACCUGAACACAUCUCACUAUAAGACCUUCACGCCCAUUGACACACAGAUGUGUUCAAGUACAUCGCUACUUACACAACCUGGGUGCUGGCCAUGAAAAUGAAACUAGCAAUAACAGUUGCACUGUGCUGUGCACCACUUCUCGCCGGUUGAAAGAUUGAAAGCUCCAUAAUGCCUUUGUAGCAGACCUUGAGGUGAAGUGAAGAUUUGUUUGGCUGUAAAUAGUUUCUCAUUCUCAACCUGCUCCUGAAAUAAAAAUAUCUCAGUAGGGAAGGAGGGAACCUUUGGAUCUUAUCCGACUGUUGUCCCUGUGCUCUCAGCUCUGUGGGAAUUCUCCUCUGACUUGUCGACGCCGGUUGCUCGCAGUGUGAACGCAAACUAAAGAGUCAAACAUCAUAGUUUCCCUGCAACAAGUUACGCACAUGUGAUUAAAGCAACGAAGCUGAGGCAGAUCUUUGCUGCUCGACCCAGCUGUCCUUUGUACCACUGCUUUUUAAAAGAAAACACAAAAACAUGUUCCAGUGAACUCCCACAGACCCUUUUCAUGUGCAUUAAGCUGCCAUUGGAAGCAUUUCAGACACAAAGCCUGCCGCUCGGCCUCCUGGGUAUGGCGCUGACUCAUACAGGAGAAGAUUAGAUUAAACAGUGUUCAUUAAACAUGGUCGGCCUGCCUGGCUGUUGUUGCAACAGAUGCUUUCUCACAGCGAACCUUAUGCUCUCUCAGACCAAACCAGCCCGGACACACCUUAAGUUCACAUGCUCUUUUUUGAAUGCAGUAAUAUAUUAUUAUAUAAAUGUAUAUUUCGUCCUCGCAUUCCUGUACAUGACUUCCUUUUUAAGCAUUCAUUUGAAUAAUUUAUCAAAGGUUUUACACUGUGUAAAGAAAUGUUACUUUUUCUGUCUUGUCAUCAGAGUGUCUCGAGCCCCCCCCCCCUUUUUUUUUUUAAAUCAAUAUUCAGUGUUAGUGGCACCUCUGU
Molecule: messenger RNA, 6491 nt
Organism: Epinephelus fuscoguttatus (brown-marbled grouper)
Lineage: Eukaryota; Metazoa; Chordata; Actinopteri; Perciformes; Serranidae
Gene: bag5
Product: BCL2 associated athanogene 5
Exons: 3
Coding region: 399-1868 (489 amino acids)
Biological process (GO): negative regulation of protein ubiquitination; protein stabilization; regulation of inclusion body assembly
Cellular component (GO): cytosol; nucleus; membrane
Molecular function (GO): protein-folding chaperone binding; adenyl-nucleotide exchange factor activity
Source: RefSeq, a predicted model, not a curated record